Molecule: messenger RNA, 1189 nt
Organism: Xenopus tropicalis (tropical clawed frog)
Lineage: Eukaryota; Metazoa; Chordata; Amphibia; Anura; Pipidae
Exons: 5
Coding region: 9-839 (276 amino acids)
Biological process (GO): regulation of immune system process
Source: RefSeq, a predicted model, not a curated record
CUGUACAGAUGGCUCUCUAUCCAGUUGAAGAGGUUGUAUUUGCUAAAGUGAAUGGCACUGCCCGGAUCUCUUGUUCAUUUGACAGUGAAUUUAAUAGCAUCACCAGGAUUAUCUGGUACAGAAAGACUUUUGCAUUGGGAGAAGCUCCAAAGACAGUUGUAACGUGCGCAGGCAACAAUAAUACACAUAAAUACCUAUGCGGCUCUGAUGCAAACAGAACGACACUAACGAUAUUUAAUGGGCAAAUAAAUGACUCAGGAAUAUAUUACUGUGCUUCAUACGAAUCCAUGGCUGGAAAGGGGACCCGUGUCAUUGUGGGAGAUAAUUCUACAUCAAAUACCACUGUCCAUCUCCUGGCUCCAUACAAAGUCCCUCUGGAUUCCCAACCCAUCCAUCUGACCUGCGUGGUUCGUACAUUGCACCAAAUAGUCCGUUUGAUUUGGAACAUUUCUGGGAACCAUCAUGAGGGCAAAGUGAUUGCUAUGGAACAUCCUGCAGGGACUUGGAACUUUAUUAAUCCCAUCACAGUUGACAGAACACAAUGGGACAAUGGGAAACUGACUUGUGAGGUUCACUUUAAUUCCUCUGUUAUCAGUGCUCACCUUAAUAUUGUCAGCAAAGAAAGCACAACAUUUGGCCACAGAUGUGCCGCAUCUCUAAUUCCAGUGUUGAUUGGCAUUCUCUUGUUACUUACAAUACUUUCCGGCCAUCUCUUGUGGAUUUUUAAACAACCAGGUCAAAAGAAAACUGAGCGAGAGACGUCUGUAAGCGACACUCAGGAUGGAAUUGUUUAUGCUGAGCUGAACAGGGGCUCACUGAAUCCACAUAGAACUGAAUGAAGACAUUUCUGGAAACUUUGGUUUUUGGACUGGAGCAAAUAUUUGUAUUUUCAUAACCGGAUCUCUGUCAGAGAACAUGGCAAAUUAUGGAGGGGAAAUAACAUGUUUUUUCCACAUAUAGAAUAUAUGAGGCCUAUGGGACAUUAAUUAUAUAUCCUUUCCAAUAUUUAUAAGCACUGCCAAUAUACUUCUGAUUUACUGAGCAAUUUAGUCGCACCGUGGGUGACUAAUCGGUCUGAAGCGCCUUUCCAUCUGCACCAAAGGCAAUUGCCGGCGGAAAGGCCAAUGCAUCUCUUUGGUUUUCCAAAGCUGAAGGCAGGAGCCUUAGGGGCACAUUUACUAACCCACGA